ACGAUUAAUUAUUGUUUAUUCAUAACAAUAAAGUUGUUUGGAUUACCAUAACACUAAAUCACAGAGAUGCAAUCUUCACCACAUUGAAAAAAACAAGAACAAAAAAAACCAAUUCUAUAAAUAGAUAACAUUACCUUCACUAUAUAAUUCACCUAGACAAACACAACAUUCUUCACCAAAUCAUUUCUUUAUUUAUAACAUUUGUUCUAAUCAAUAUCACAACAUUCGUAUACGUUAUGGCAGCUCAAAGUUUGAAGAAAACAUGCAAUCUUCUGAUUGUUACAGCUUUAAUCACAAUGAUGUUUUCGGCACAAAUCUCACAUUCGAAUAAUGUAGAUAUGUGUAUCAAACAUUGUGUCUCAAACCAAUGUUUGAAAGAAGUUAAAAACGCUACUCCUACAAUGUGCGAGGAUGCUUGCAAAAAACUUUGCAAUGACCUACAAAAUGGUAAAGAAAAAUACAUUGUGCCUACUAAAAGCAGGUUUUGCAAAUGGUUUCCUAAUUGGUGUGGUGCUGUUAAUUAAUCUAUAAUCUCAAAAGCUCUCAUUGUUUGUUUCUUCUUAUACAUAUGUUAAUCCACUUCUUAUACAAUGUUGUCUAACUGUUCUCACGUCAGUUUUCUUGUAACAAAUAUGCAUGUUGUCGCUCAUUUUAUAUAUUAAUCUUCCAGCUAAAGGAAUUCAAAUGAUGUAAUUUAAAUCGCAUUUUAUUGUUUAUCUUUUG
Arabidopsis lyrata subsp. lyrata is the source of this 723-nucleotide messenger RNA. RefSeq lists its product as uncharacterized. The record is from RefSeq and is a predicted model, not a curated record. NCBI's taxonomy places the organism in Eukaryota, Viridiplantae, Streptophyta, Magnoliopsida, Brassicales, Brassicaceae. The transcript has a single exon. The coding region runs from base 237 to 524 and encodes 95 amino acids.